AUGGUGAAGGGAUUUAUUCGCUGGUAUGCGGACUCUACUAUUGGCCGGCUCAGCAAUAGCGGGAAACCAACUGUGAGAACAACUAAGGCGUGCGCGGAGAGAUUUUUCGGUGGGUUUAAAGAGGCUACCAAAACUGAGGUCCCUGAAAUGGAUCGAAAAGAAAUAUACGCUACAAGCUUUGACACUGUUGACGAUGGGGUGCAGUGGAUAAAAAAUACAUUAACGAAAGAUGGUCAAGUCGUGAAUGAGAAAAAAAACAGAAAUUCAACUUCAAAAGAGACGACUUUUUAA
Messenger RNA from Penicillium waksmanii, 291 nucleotides. RefSeq lists its product as uncharacterized. Bases 1 to 291 code for a protein of 96 amino acids. The transcript is spliced from 2 exons. The record is from RefSeq and is a predicted model, not a curated record. NCBI's taxonomy places the organism in Eukaryota, Fungi, Ascomycota, Eurotiomycetes, Eurotiales, Aspergillaceae.